Symbiodinium natans is the source of this 582-nucleotide messenger RNA. The record is from the annotation of a GenBank genome assembly. NCBI's taxonomy places the organism in Eukaryota, Dinophyceae, Suessiales, Symbiodiniaceae.
AUGGGAAAAGUGCGAGCUGUCAGGCGCAAACUUGCGCAGUUCUUCAACUGGCGUGUGAGUGUGACCUUAACGGAUGGCCGGGUGCUGGUCGGCGUCCUCAUGGCGGUAGACAGGCAUGUGAACAUCGUUCUUUGCAACACCGAGGAGUACCGCAAGUACAAAGUCAAGGGAAAGCCCGAGGGCAAGGAACUGAAGAGGAUGUUGGGCUUCAUAGUGGUCCGCGGGACCGGCAUUCUGUACAUUCAGCCAGAGGAACUCGGCAAGGAGGACUUGGUAGAAACGGACAAGCCGCGCAAGAAGGCGACCCCUACAGCCACUCCGGCUGCCAAACCUGCUCCAGCCGCAAAGGCUGCAGCUGCCCCAGCACUGAACGCAGCAGCACUUCUCGCUGGCAUGCGGCCACCCAUGCUGAACCCCCUGCUGGCAGCGGGGCUCCGACCUGGCGGCCUUCCCGGGCUCCCGGGUAUGCCUUCGAUACCUGGCAUGCCCAGCAUGGGUUUGCCGAACAUGGGAGCGAUGCCCGGAGCCGGCCGUGGAAUGCCGAGCAUGCCGGGAAUGCCGGGCAUGCCGCGACCAAUGUGA